AAUUUCGGGAUUCCUAUCGGGGCGGAAGGAAACAGCCUUUCGUCACUCUGUGCCUCCCUCAAUGCGGUGGCUGCGGCCGUGACACGGCAGGGUUGGGAUUCCCAGCCCCCGGGCGAGGUUGCAAGGAUGCACAAAUUGCGGGCAACUUCCUAAUUCCCACUCUUCGCCUGCAAACUUCUGCUUGUUUGGAGACACGGCUGCGUUCGCCCAGCAUGCUAAACCUGGGUCUGGACUAAGCCGUUCCUUGUGCAUGGGGGCAGAAUGGGCUGCACAGAAUCCAAAUUCAAUAUUCUCCCAGGAAAUGGGAAGCAGAGACAGAACUCAAACUCGACUCUGGAUGUUCGUUAUACCAGUGAACCCACCAUUCUCUGCAAAGGAGCCAGAGUAUCCAAGAUCCCACAGACGGAUGAGGAUUUCAUCGCCUUGGCCCUGUACGACUAUGAAGCCAUUCACAAGGAGGACCUCAGUUUCCAGAAAGGCGAUCAUCUCCAGAUCCUAGAGAAGUCAGGAGAGUGGUGGCGAGCCAAGGCCCUUUCAACGGGCAAAGUGGGCUUCAUUCCCAGCAAUUAUGUGGCCAAGGCCAACUCACUGGAGACCGAAGAGUGGUUCAUGACAGGUAUCAGCCGGAAGGAUGCUGAGCGUCACCUCUUGGCUCCAGGAAACUUUAUCGGCUCGUUCAUGAUCCGGGACAGUGAAACAACUAAAGGGAGUUACUCCCUCUCCGUAAGAGACUUCGAUUCCCAGAACAAAAUGGAGGUGGUCAAACACUACAAGAUUCGAACUGUGGACAACGGGGGUUUCUACAUCUCCACCCGGAGAAACUUCCGCACUCUGCAGGAACUGGUCAGCCAUUACCAAGGCCAAGCCGAUGGGUUGUGCCAGAAGCUGACCCACCCCUGCGUGUUGCCGAAACCCGAAAAACCCUGGGAGAAGGAUGCCUGGGAAAUCCCCAGAAGCUCCCUGAAACUGGAGAAGAAGCUGGGAGCCGGACAGUUUGGAGAAGUCUGGAUGGCCGUCUAUAACGCACACACGAAAGUGGCGGUGAAGACCAUGAAGCCGGGCAGCAUGACGGUCAAGGCCUUCCUUGAAGAGGCCAACAUCAUGAAGACCCUCCAGCACGACAAGCUGGUCAGGCUCCAUGCGGUGGUGACCAAGGAGGAGCCCAUUUUCAUCAUCACCGAAUUCAUGGAGAAAGGCAGCUUGCUGGAUUUCUUGAAAAGUGAGGAAGGCCAGGAGCAGCCUUUUCCCAAGCUGAUCGACUUCUCUGCCCAGGUGGCGGAAGGCAUGGCCUUCAUUGAGCACAGGAACUACAUCCAUCGUGACCUCAGAGCCGCUAACAUCUUGGUGUCGGCCGUCCUGGUGUGCAAGAUUGCGGACUUUGGCUUGGCCCGUGUGAUCGAGGACAACGAGUACACCGCUCGGGAAGGCGCCAAGUUCCCCAUCAAGUGGACGGCCCCCGAAGCCAUCAACUAUGGGUCCUUCACCAUAAAGUCCGAUGUGUGGUCCUUCGGCAUCUUGCUGAUGGAGAUCAUCACCUAUGGGCGGACCCCGUAUCCAGGGAGGACAAACCUGGAAGUGAUGCGCGCUCUCGAGCGUGGCUACCGGAUGCCACGUCCCCAGGGCUGCCCGCAGGAGCUCUACGAGAUCAUGAUGAGAUGUUGGAAGGAGAAACCGGAGGAUCGGCCCACCUUUGAGUACAUCCAGAGCAUCCUGGAGGACUUUUUCACCGGCACGGAAAAGCAGUACCAACAACAGCCUUAGAAAGGACGCGUGGCCACACCGGCGUUGCCAGCGUGCUGCUGUCGCAGGAGGCCACGGAGGUGGAAGUUUUCGGCGUGGAGAAUCUGUGGUUUAGAGGCCAGAGACUUUUUUUCCUGCCUGCAAAUGUGGCUCAUAGACUGGCUCGCAAGCCCAGUUGGAUUAGGAACUGAAUUAUGCCAUGCCUUUGCUCUUCGCUGCAAACGAAUCAGACUGCAGUCAGCAGAAACCGCUUCAAAAAAUGGAAGAGAUUUUAUCCUAAUGGCUGUUGCGAAGCCGCAGUAUUAUGGUGGAAGUUAGUUCCUGGGAUGUGUGUGUGUCACGGAACGCGUGUGUCCAUACGAGAGAAAUUGUGUGUGUGUGUGUGUAUAUGAGGGAGGGAGGGAGAAAGAGAGAGAGAGAGAGAGAGAGAGAGAUUUAGAUAAUAUAGAGAUGAACGAUAAAUGAUAGAGAUGAUAGAGAGAGGG
Messenger RNA from Crotalus tigris (Tiger rattlesnake), 2225 nucleotides. RefSeq names its product HCK proto-oncogene, Src family tyrosine kinase (gene HCK). Gene Ontology annotation, cellular component: extrinsic component of cytoplasmic side of plasma membrane. Lineage: Eukaryota; Metazoa; Chordata; Lepidosauria; Squamata; Viperidae. Gene Ontology annotation, biological process: protein phosphorylation; cell surface receptor protein tyrosine kinase signaling pathway; cell differentiation. Gene Ontology annotation, molecular function: signaling receptor binding; ATP binding; non-membrane spanning protein tyrosine kinase activity. Bases 262 to 1761 code for a protein of 499 amino acids. The record is from RefSeq and is a predicted model, not a curated record. The transcript has 13 exons.